Messenger RNA from Penicillium alfredii, 282 nucleotides. RefSeq lists its product as uncharacterized. Lineage: Eukaryota; Fungi; Ascomycota; Eurotiomycetes; Eurotiales; Aspergillaceae. The transcript has a single exon. The record is from RefSeq and is a predicted model, not a curated record. The coding region runs from base 1 to 282 and encodes 93 amino acids.
AUGGCGAUCUUCGACUCCGAGAAACGCCCCAAAGGCUUCCGCGUCCCCUCGUUCGGGAAGAAGUCUGGCGCCUCGAAAUCCCAAACUUCCUUCCACAGUAAAAAGUCCACCGGCUCUGUGCCUCCCGACGACGAUCCAAUGCCAAUUCCAGGCCCGGCCGCCUAUCCUGCCCCGCCUCGACCGCGCCCUCUCCCGAACAAAGAAUUGCCGCCAACUCCUAACGAGGCACGGGGGCAACCACCGCCACGAACCACUUCCAUUCCCCGGCGCGGCCCGCCGUGA